This is a messenger RNA of Fusarium coffeatum, 3414 nucleotides long. RefSeq lists its product as uncharacterized. NCBI's taxonomy places the organism in Eukaryota, Fungi, Ascomycota, Sordariomycetes, Hypocreales, Nectriaceae. The transcript has a single exon. The record is from RefSeq and is a predicted model, not a curated record. The coding region runs from base 1 to 3414 and encodes 1137 amino acids.
AUGAAGCUUCAAGUCCUUCUUUUACAUCUCUCCAUUGGAGUUCUUGCCGGGCCAUGCAAGCCCUAUGGCCCUGUUUCUUCCAUACAACAACAUGACAGUGCUUCUAUACCUCCUGGAUUAACCCAGACGGCAUCUGUUCCUUUGUCCCUGGCUGAGCCUCCAAGCCCUACCCAUACAAACUCUGAUAUCUUUGCUUCUGGUGUAUCACCAAUCGGUGUUAGUCAAUCCGAUCUUGUCCCAUCGGCGUUAUUGUCGACUCUGAUCCAUCAUGGAGCCGAUGAAGAACUUAGCAGUCAGACUUCAGAGGGAUCUGAAAGUACAUCUGCUGUAGCUGAAGGUGGUGAUGCCGAUGGGGCUCAGGCGACGAUGAUCAACCCAACUAUCAUCCAUGGUACACUUGUUUCGAACACGGAUACGUUUCCGGCCGGAAGCAGGACCAGUGGUGAGACUCACGUCACUACUGGGCCCGAGUCUACUUCUGACAUCACAGAGUCUCUAGUAGCUUCACCCAGUGUGAGUCCUGUCGAAGCCUCCGACAUAGAGUCAAUCUCCCUGGUAGCGUCUCAAUCUGACUCUUCUGUUCCCUUUGCCACUUCCGAUCAAACACCAAUGUCGUCCGCAGUUUCAGAGCAAACUGCUCCCGUGGUGUCAGGGAUCGACUCAGACCUAUCUGGACUACCUACUGCCGCAGUUACCCCUAGCUCCAUUGAGACAACCGCAUCCUCUACACCUAUAGUCACGUCUGAACCAGACCUAUCCAGCCCUCCUGACUUACCCAUGACACCACCUACAUCUGACCCUGAGUCUUCUGUUACUACCGACACUGCUACGUCAGAUUUAGUUGUACCUUCCGGCAUCCCUUCUACUGCUAAUUCCGUUGCGCCUUCUUCUACUACUUCUGAUCAACAACCAGUUUCUCGUACUACUGAGUCUGAAGUCUCUGUACCGUCUACAGACCAGAAUGCACCUUCUGAUACAGCAAGACCAUCAGGGCUUGAGAGCUCUUUGCCUUCAACUACCCCCAACCCAGAUCUCCCCGCCACUACAAUCCCAAGUGCAGUAUCUGAUACUACUCCAACCCUUUCGGGUACUGUAGAGCCUGUUGAGAUCUCUACCCCAUCAGACUCUACCUUUCCUGCAGUCACACCUACAACCACUGCCGGGGUUGGCGGCGGACUUGUCGGCGGAGGCUUAGGGGGUAGCGGGGGUGGUACUGGUGGAGGUAAUACUGGCACGGGCGGUACUGGCGGAAUUGGUACUGGAGGAAGCGGUGGGGGCACUGGCGGUAAUGGCGAGCCUGAUCCAAAUGACGACAAGCAGUCUCUGACUCAAUCUCGUGCAUCGACUACAUUCGCUGCAUCAACCACCUCAGAAGCAUCGACAACAUCGGUGGAAGCAUGCCCUACAGGGCCCAGCUGUGCCUGCAAGCUUCCACCGGCCGAUUCAGAUGUGGUAGACGAUGAGGAGUCGGAGUUAUGGGCUAGAGACACCGACGGUGAAUUCUUGCAGAAACGUGGCAAUGCGAAGAAGGAUAUGCUGGGAUUACGCGCCGACGGCAAGACCGGACUUUGCCCAAUCAAGGGAUCUCUCAAGUUUCCAGGCUAUCUGAAGGGGCCUAGGCUUUUCACACGAGAUGAAAAGGGUACGCUCUCGGGCAUGGAGCUAGACAUCUCGCGAUGGUAUGUGUACGACGAAUGCAAGACUUCUUACAAGCGCGUCGAUGCCGCCACCUACCGCAGCAUGUAUGGGGAUAUGGAAAAGGCCGACGCGGCAAGCACUGAUCAUGUUUAUGAGAAAAGCUUUCUGAAGGACUUUUUCACGGUAAUUUUGAAUGAGGAGGUUAUCAGCGUCAAGGAUAACCCUGAUCUUGAACGCACGCAGAUCACUUGUGAGGAUCUGGAUUACUACGUCUGGGACGAAAAGAACAAUGCCAACCGUCUUCAGCCGGCAUUCGACGCUUACCCUUCUGACAAGAAGUGGCUUGGAGAUCUUAUCGGCAUGCAAGGCGCCCUUAAUGGUGGACCCAAGGCCGGGAUCACAACAACAUUUGGAGAAAAUUCGGUCAAGAAAUUGACUGACAAGAAGCUGGGUAACCCAGACUACUCAAGCUGGGAGGAGGUCACGAAAUCUUUAGACGGCCACCUCCUCCCAUACAUUGAAAAGAUUUAUUUGGGUGUCAAGCUCUUCAAUGAACCUGAAUUCAUUGCAGCGAUGAUUCGUCAAAACAAGCGAAUUUACAGUGCCUUCUUGGACCUUGACAAGAGCAUCAGUUGUUAUGAAGGUAUGGGCAAAUGGUCCUUUGCUGAGAAAUUCAAGACAUACAUGGAGCAACGGUUCUCCGGCCAGGAGGAACAUUCGAUCAACCGUUGGGCCAUUUACACGAAGGAUAACAUCAUCCCUCUCAUCCAGGUUUACUUGAACAACCUACCAUCAUACGACGAAGACGACGAGAGGAAGGCCGAGCAGGAAGCAAAGGUUGCGGAGUGGACGGACAGGUUCCAAAAGGCCAGGUCAGCAGGCUACACAAUUGACUUCUCCUGGGAUUGGACAACAGACGAGACGGCGCUUGUUCCGCGCGCGGAUGGGAUCUGUCAGCGUCCAACUUUAACAGGGUCGUCGACAACCUUCUCGACAUCUGCCAUCCCAACAACUACAUUCGAGAUGGAGACAACAACGGCACCUGUCAUAGCGACGACGACAACAACAACACCCGAGGCUACUACCACCACAACGGGGCCAAACCUAUGUUUAUUAAACUCUGCAUGCGAUAACGACUGCCAGAACGGUGAGGUGCCUACAUGUUUGCGUCAUGGGUUGUUCGGAACUUGCGGAUGCGCACCCGAGGUAACAACUACAUCUCAACCACCAACGACUACGGUACAACCAACAACAUCCAAUGCACCUGACCCUGAGCCAACCCUGGAUCCUGAGCCAGAACCAGAACCAACUCCCACCGCUGAUUGCGACUUCUGGGAUGACCUUACCCACUGGACCUUUGAGAUUAGCAACAUCAAGGAUUGGGCCGACGAUGGUGGUGACAGCCUCGAGCACGAAGAGAGAGGAUGUGGUGCCAUUGCGAAAUGGGACUGGAAGGAUGGAGAUACCCGAUCUGUCGUGUUCACGUUACCUUUCUUUAUGAAAGAAGGAUGUGUUGAACGUGCUAUUGUCUCAGCUGGCGGCCCUGAAUUGAGCUGUGAUGGACACUCACCCUGGGAUUCGCUGAGCUUGAUGGCUACGAAGGCUGCAAAGACUGCAAGUCAGUCUGGUGAUCUGACCUGGCAGAGACCUUCGUUCCCCGACCGAUUUGAAGAGGUCAGCAGGGAGGCUGAAGGCAAAUACGCUCCACUUACCAAGGGUCAGCACCCUAACUAUAUGCCUAUGAACUGGAAUCAUCAAAGUCCUACGAGAAGGUAG